Messenger RNA from Procambarus clarkii (red swamp crayfish), 5487 nucleotides. RefSeq names its product atrial natriuretic peptide-converting enzyme. The record is from RefSeq and is a predicted model, not a curated record. Gene Ontology annotation, biological process: proteolysis. NCBI's taxonomy places the organism in Eukaryota, Metazoa, Arthropoda, Malacostraca, Decapoda, Cambaridae. Gene Ontology annotation, molecular function: serine-type endopeptidase activity; protein binding.
GCGUGCGGCUGACGGCAAGGAAGCUCUGUAGAGCAUCCAGCAGCGUGAUCCCGCUGCCUCUGCCUCGUGCGCUCCGCCCUGCCUCACAUGUCUGCUGCCCUGGCUUGAGAGAGGCAGUGCGCUCAAGCUGUACUCACAGCCAAAAUAGUUCAGCUCCCCCGGCAGCUUAUUUCUUAUACAUCGGGACCCGAGUGGGAGUUGAUUAAAUCAUAUAGCUAGCUGAAUUUAGGUGGCAUGUGCGGCUCUUAAUAACCCAGUCAGUGUUAGGUUGAGCGGUAUUUAGAGUUCAGUCUUCCGUACUUAAUAGAUCCGUGGUGCAUACUGCGAUACCCCAGUGCCAUAACGCGUACAUUGUGGAAUAACUAGAAACCAAAAGAUAUAUAUACAUAUCUAUUCAGAUGCAACUUGGAAAAAGUUAGUUUAGAGUUUAGACAAAUUUCAGAACUGUUGAAAGCUGGCGCCGAAAGCCGCUGACCUGUUUCGCGGUGUGCUGGUGAACCCGCGCGGGCGAGAGUGACGCAUCUCCCCUCAGGCACCCAGCAGUUGGCUCCGCGACCUGCCCCACACAGCCUGACCUCCCCUCGCCUGACUCUCCCCACGCUCCCAUUCUCCCCUCUCUUCACCUCAUCCUUCUCCCUCACCCCUUCCUGGUGAAUUCCCGUUCAGGUUCAUAGCGGAUCCUACAAACUAUGAACGGUUACAUGUGGCGUUCCGUGUCCGUUUGAGAGUUCCGAGGCGACAUACAGGGCAUCGAGUACACAGUAGCUGUUGAACACCACCGACGCCAUGACUCGCAGGGACGACGAGUUCUCCGACGGCAAGAGCGUCCAGGAGCAGAGUACCAACUCAUCCUUCAUGCAACGACUUCACCUCCGGUUAAUGAAGACGGUGGGCGUGGGCGUGCCGUGUGUGAGGUCCGGCAGCAUGACGGACUCCGAUGUCUUCAGCAGAGGACGAGGCUGUUCGCGCCGCUGGUGCGUGUGUCUGGUGCUCGCCGUGCUCUUCGUGUCCCUGGGCGCCGCCGCCGGCAUCUACUUCGCCUAUCAGUUCCUGGGUCUGGAGCUUCCCCACGAGCGAGUGUUCCGGGGAGAGUUCCAGGUGCGGAGCGGAGACAGAUGGACCUCGCAGCUGGCCGACCACACCAACCCCUCCUUCAUCACCACCGCCCAGCAGUACGCCACGCGACUCGACACCGUCUACGGCAACUCCGUCUUCAAGAACGUCUUUAUCCGCUCCGAAGUCCUGGGCCUGGACCGGGGCGUGAACGACACCCUGCUGGUCCACUUCAACCUGCACAUCAACUACCGUCGCCUACACCUCGAUGCUGCCGACCUCUACCUGGUGCUGAUGUCUGAGAUCCGCAGAGCAGACUCCGCCCCUCUUACUGGCAUCUCGAUUGAUGAGGACUCCGUCGAGAUACAAGAGCGUACCCGGUCGCUGGAGAUCAUGCCACCGCACCCCGACAACGACUUCCCCAACCUGAAGGAUGAACUCAUCGCUGGCUUCGACGUGACCCCCUCCAGGAACCACCUGACGACUUCUACCCCUGCACCCACCACCACCCCACCACCGCGGAGGUGCCAGGCCCUGGACGUGACCCUGUGUGCCAACCUUCACCACAACGUCACCACCUACCCCAACUUGCUAGGUCACGCUGACGCCCGCACAGUCGAGAGUGACAUCAUCUCCGUCAGGGAGGUGAUCGACUCUGAGUGCCACCCGCUGGCGCAAGAGUUCCUGUGCGAGUUGCUGCAGCCGGACUGUCGCCGCGCCCAGACCAUGAACCCGAGCGGGGUCUUCGAGGACCACAUCAUCAGCCCCUGCAGGGACUUCUGCGAGGACGUGAUGAGCACAUGCGGCCGCCGCCUGUCCUCGCACCUCCGCCUGGCCAUAGACUGCUCCAGCUUUCCGGCCCUGGACGGGGGCCGAGAGUGUACCACCAAACCAGGUUGCGCGCGGGAGCUGCGCGUGAAGGGGUGGCCAGAGAGGGUGUGCGACGGUGUGGUGGACUGCGCCGACAUGUCCGACGAGGACCAGUGCUCCAACUGUGGCUCCAAAGCCUUCAGGUGCGGGUCGGGGCCGGCGUGUGUGUCCCAGGAGCGCCGGUGUGACGGCAUUGAAGACUGUCCCAACGGCUCCGACGAGCGAGGCUGCCUGUCGCUGACGCCGACGCCGACGGACCCUGAGGCCCUGAAGGAGCAGCAGUGGACCAAGUACAACCGGGAGGGCCUGCUGCGGUACACGGAGGGCGGCCUUCCUUCCCGCGUGUGUGUCGACAACAUCAACAAGACCCUCACCACGCAGGAGGCCCACCAGCUCAUCCACAACAUGGCCGAGGUUACCUGUGAUCUAUUGUCCUACGGGGGCGUGGAGCUGGUGGAGGUGGUAACUGAGGACGUGUUCGACCACGUGCCUGGCCUCGGCUACGUGCAGAUCACCGACGUGUACUCCACCAACAUCACCUUCGAGCCCGUAGAGUGUCCUCGUCGUACCGUCGUCUACAUGGUCUGCUCCGAACUAGCGUGUGGCGUGCGGCCGUUGUACCUGGCGCCGCGCGACCCGGGGGUGGAGGGCAGCGUGGCGCGGACGGCAGGCAACGGUGACUGGCCGUGGGCAGCAGCUCUCCUGAAGGACGGGGUGCACGCCUGCGACGCCACCCUCAUACACCCCUCCUGGCUCCUCACCACCUCGCUAUGCUUCCAGGGCCAGGGUCGGGCCCUGUGGGUGGCGAGGCUGGGGGGCAUCCGCAUCUCGUCGCAGGCGCCGUGGGUGCAGGAGAGGCUCAUUGUGGGCAUGGUCAAGUCUCCGGUAGAGGGGAGCCAGAUCGUCCUCAUUAAGGUGAGCCCUGAACGCUCUACACGCAGCUCACCUACAGCAACGCUUGCGGACUCCGAGGUAGAGCUGAGUGAUUAUGUACGUCCAGCGUGCCUAGGCUCCCAUGCAUCUGUGUCCCAGCUGUCCAAGCGGAGGUGUCGUAGUCUGGGUUGGGGCGCCAGGCGCGACCCACUGGUGGAACUGUCAGUGUCGGUGACAGCUGGGGAGGUGUGUCACCGUCUGGACGGCUCUAAGGACAACACCAUUUGUGCCCAGCAGACAGCACCUACAGACAGAUGCCUGCUGGAGGAAAUGAGUGGUGGUGGUUUACUGUGCGAGUGGACAGGACGAUGGGAAAUAGUUGGAGUAGCCACAUCCCAUACUGGCUGCUUCCAGGGUUCACGUCCACGUUUAUAUGACGAUAUUACCUCCACAACUGUCAGGUGGAUAAAAAAAACCAUUGCAGCGUUCCAGCGUAACUCAUAACCCAUAAACAGUGUCAAUCUUUUCCUUUUGUAGGGACUAAAUCUUAGGAACCUACAUACCUGAACAACCUAGCCUGAAGAUAUGUAAAAAAAAUGUUUAAUGCAAAUUCCAGCAGGUUGUAGUCUUAUGUUUGUCUCUGGAAUCAAAGUUGUGUCUGAUGCCCUUCAAACUAAGCAGUGCUUUGUAUCUGAAAACUACACAGCAAGGGACACCUAUACCAGAGCAAGCAAUAUGCCUGCCAAUCAGCACUGGCACGCUACCAUUCUUUUUUACCGGUAGGUAUAUAGAGUACAGUACUUACAUAUCAAGUAAUUACUUAUCAGCACAGUUAAUUUAUCAGAACAACCAUAUCGAAUACAUAUCUCAAGAACCAUAGUUUGAUAUUGGUAUAGUAGUUUAUAAAUAUCAAGGAUUUAUUGUUGAUUUGAUAUAGAUAAUUUAACAAAAAUAUAUAACUAAUAAUGCAAGGGCAAUUGUUAUGUUCAGUAUCACUUAUAAAGAGUUUAUUGAAUGCUUGCACAAUACAGUACCUUUUAGACCCCUUACAAUAAUAAGUUUAUAUUCUCAUGUUAUUUUUUAAAGAGCUUUAUAGCUUCAAGCAUGAAUAUAUAAGAAGAGUUUAUAAAUUAUUAUUUAAGGUUAAUUUCUAGCAAAAACUACAGGAAGAGAUGGGGCCCAUACUCAAUGUAUUGUGCAUAGUGGUAGAGUAGUCAUAGUUUGGGAGCCUUGAGUAUUUCCUGUCAGCUUGCGACCAAUGUAAAACAUGUAUAGGUUGGCGUUCUUGUGACUACAACUGAUCACCAUGCAUUCUGUUAGUUUGGGAUGACCUAGAUGGUGUCUCCUAAUGGUCCCAUAGCUGCUGCAUCUAGAUGGUGUGUGUGCUAAUUGUCCUAUGGCUGUGUGGAAGGCAUGUUUGUAAAUGUGUCCAUGAAUAACUAUGGACAGUAUGUGUGCUAGUGGUCAUAUGGCUACUUUUGCUGAUGGUUCUGUGUUUACAUGUGCUUUUCAGGUACUGUAUAAUGUCACACUAGCUUUUCUGAUUCAUAGAUCGCCACCAACAAACAUUGCUGGGUGCAUAUAUAAAAAUCCUAAUAGUGCAACGGCAUCUAUGUCUCAAGACUGCUCUAUUGUUUACACGUGUCGAUAUAUGUUGUACAGGAAGCCGAGUUGCUUUUGGUUGAUGUAUGAGCAAUCUCUCGCUACAGAGAAGUUUUAUAAUCUUACAAUGACCUGUUGUACAGAAACACAUAUCCAAGAAUUUUAGUAGUAAAGUGUUUCCAUGCUCUGUAUGGUUUUGUUAAAAGUAAUAAAGUACCAAGUUUGCAUGAAUAUUUUUCACUAUGCAUAACACAAAGUUGAAAUACAAAAAAUUGUGUUUACACCAAUAGCAAAAGACAAGUUCAUGUAUGUGACAGUUAUUCAAGUUAUAUGGAAUAGAAAUGAUUAUGCUCAGUCUGGAUGUUCAUUCAUACCAUUACAUUUUAGUGUUUCCACAAUAGGUGUACAGUAUUUAUAAACUAGAUAAGAAAUACAACUCAUGUAAAAAAUAAUACUGAAUCCAUAGUUAACUUUAUUUUUGUCAUAUAAAUUGUCUUCUCUCUCUCUCUCUCUGUUUCUCUCACACACACACACACACACACGUCAUGCGCGCACACACACACACACGGGACCAAAGAGCCAAAGCUCAACCCCCGCAAGCACAAAUAGGUGAGUACACACACACACACACUGUACGUACGUACGUACGUUCGUUGUGCACACACACUGAAGGAUGAAGCCCUAGAAAGCCAAGUUUAAUAAUGGUAUAGACAUGAACUCAUCAAUGAAAAGGACUCAAUUAUGAAGAGGUAACUAAUAUCUCUCAAUUUGCAUUUACACUAAGAUUUAAUUGUGUUUUUUUGCACAAAUGCCAGAAAAUUGUUAAAAUGUUAGGUUUUAAUAACUAUCAAGUCUAUUAAAACACAUUGAAUGUGGAUAACUGGCACUUAAGGUGUUGUAUGUCCAGAAUUAAAUUUAAUAAUGUUCUGAACUUGAAAAUGUUAAUAUUUAAAUACUGUAGAACUUGGAGCAUAAAAUUACAUAACAAAUUUAAUCAACUUUGAAAUGAUUAUUACCAAAAGUGAUUAUAACUGUAUGACAUUUCUCUACUUUGGAUAAAGUUGUCAUUUUUUAUAUAUAUAUAUAUAU